This is a messenger RNA of Fusarium pseudograminearum CS3096, 1479 nucleotides long. RefSeq lists its product as uncharacterized. The transcript is spliced from 5 exons. Bases 1 to 1479 code for a protein of 492 amino acids. Lineage: Eukaryota; Fungi; Ascomycota; Sordariomycetes; Hypocreales; Nectriaceae. The record is from RefSeq and is a predicted model, not a curated record. Gene Ontology annotation, molecular function: hydrolase activity, hydrolyzing O-glycosyl compounds; carbon-sulfur lyase activity. Gene Ontology annotation, biological process: carbohydrate metabolic process.
AUGCUCGUCAAAGGAAGUGAAUCUGAUUCGGAGGCAAAGCCUUACAAGCGCAUUGUUUUUUACCAUCAGACUCAGUACAAAGACGACAGAUACAUCUCGUUACAACCCACAAUUCUCCCGAGUGUAGGCGUCACACACGUCAUCGUCGCGGCUAUUCACCUCAACACGCCAACGCGUAUCACCCUCAACGAUGAUCUCUACGAUGCAGACAAAUUUAUCCCUCUCUGGGAUGAAGUCAAGCAGCUUCAAGCGGCAGGUAUUAAAGUCCUCGGCAUGCUCGGCGGUGCAGCUCAAGGGUCGUACACAAAGCUUGACGGCUCCCUUGAAGGCUUUCACAAAUGGUACCAGCCACUGCGCAAAAUGAUCAAAUGGGCUGGUUUCGACGGUUUAGACCUGGAUAUUGAAGAAGCAAUGUCUCUCGGCGGUGUAAUUCGUUUGAUCGACCAUCUCAAAACCGACUUUGGUCAAUCCUUCCUCGUGACUCUCGCGCCUGUCGCACCAGCGUUGCGCAAUGAGCAAAACUUGGGCGGUUUCAACAUGGAAGAGCUCGAAAAAGGUCUCGGGUCGCGCAUAGCAUGGUACAACACGCAAUUCUACUGCGGCUGGGGUGACAUGAGCGAGCCACACGAUUAUGACAGGAUAAUCGCGCGCGGAUGGCCGCAGGAGAAAGUGGUGAUUGGGCUGGUGACCAACCCGUCCAACUGCUCAGGCUACGUGAAAGAAGCAAAACUGCGAAAGUGUCUCGGGGAGCUGGUGAGGAAAUAUCCACGUAUCGGCGGCGUCAUGGGCUGGGAGUACUACAACGCGAGGACGGAGGAAAGCUCCGAGCCGUGGAAGUGGGCCGAGAUGAUCAAUGACAUAUUGAAUUUAUUACAUAUCCAAUUCGCCAAGAUGGGUUCUGAAGACAAUGACAAGAAGCACAUGGAAAACCACCAACAUGAGUUUUCCCAUGACAACCACGAUGAUUGGGAAACUCAGCCUCCUUACAUGAGACCUGAUGAAGCUACCGAGAAGCGAGAGAACUUUGAGAAAAAGGUUCACGGGUCGUGUCACUGCGGUCGAGUGCAGUAUUGGCUGAACAGUGAUAAACCACUUGCUUCCAAGUACUGUCAUUGCAUUGACUGCAAGAAGAUCCAUGGUGCUCCUUUUCAAUGGGCAGCCAUUUUUAAGAAAACCGAUCUUGCUUUCGAAAACGGUGUCAAGAACCUGCGUUUCUACAAGACCUCUUCCGGCAAGAACGAGCACAUCCUUCCCUGCAAGGUGGGCUGCGCUGAGUGUGGAAGUUGGAUCAUGGACGAAGGUCGAAACAUGGUCCUUCUGUUUCCCACGCUGUUGAACCUCGACACUCCUCAACUCCGCGAGAAUUUCCAACCUCAAUGUCACAUCUUUUACACUUCAAGAGUAGUGGACAUUCCGGAUGGAAAGGACAAAUGGACCAAGCUUGACAAGGACAGUGAGCUCAUGAAGGACAUGGACUGA